This is a messenger RNA of Bactrocera neohumeralis, 5736 nucleotides long. It is a transcript of the gene sim, whose product is annotated as protein single-minded. Gene Ontology annotation, biological process: regulation of transcription by RNA polymerase II. Bases 863 to 3265 code for a protein of 800 amino acids. Gene Ontology annotation, cellular component: nucleus; transcription regulator complex; cytoplasm. The transcript has 9 exons. Gene Ontology annotation, molecular function: DNA-binding transcription factor activity, RNA polymerase II-specific; protein dimerization activity; RNA polymerase II transcription regulatory region sequence-specific DNA binding. The record is from RefSeq and is a predicted model, not a curated record. Lineage: Eukaryota; Metazoa; Arthropoda; Insecta; Diptera; Tephritidae.
UCAUUCAUUCCGAUUCCAGCAUCCAAGCGUGUUUCGCCACUCCAGUCGCACACUCACUAACCGUUAAGCUUUUCUUAUCUUCUGUCCGUCUUGUGAAUUUUUUCUUCUUGUUGUGCAAGUGUAGUAGUAGCUGAGUUAUGAAACGCGUUUGCCGAUCAACAAAAUAAACGUGCGAUUAGAUUUGUUAACGAAAAGUGGCGCUUAUUAAACAAAUACAUAUGUACACACAUAUGUUAAAUAUUAUAUUAAAAUAAAAAGCAUACACAAAACAAAAGUGUCGUCUGCAGACCAGCAAUUGCAAAUCUUCAAAGUUUGCGUAACAAUUAAUAAUGGUGUAAAAAUGCAUAUUUAAUAAAUUUUUUGCUAUACUCAAAUAUCUACACAUACAUAAAUACAUAAGCCCAUAUGCACUAUGUGUAUUAAUGUGUAUAUUGGCAGCCAAUCAAAUGCCCGGUAGCUAUUUUGACGUUUUGAUUAGUUAACUUGCUAUACAAUUGUGUUUGUGUACUCUUUCUCAUUAUUAUUGGGAAAAAAAUUUCUUUAAAAAAAAUUAUUCUUAAUUUUACAACUUUUACUCUUGAACCUAUCAAACAGCUUAUUUGCAACUGUGCUUCAUUGUGUUUGUGAAAGUUUUGAAAAUAAAAUAAAUAAAUAAAUUUUCUAAGUGUAUACGUGUUCGCGCGUUAUGUGCGGCUAUAUCCACCGAUUUGUUGUUAACUGAUUCAGUUAUUUGAUUUUUUUGGACCACGUUCGGGAAUAUACUUCUACAUUGCAAAGGACCACGAACAAUUUCUGAAAGAAAACUGUGUAGUUAGCGGCGACAAAACGGAUAUUUCACGAAGGCUUAGCUAAAUCCUGUGCCAUGAAGGAGAAGAGUAAAAAUGCCGCUCGCACUAGACGUGAAAAGGAAAAUGCGGAAUUCUUCGAACUGGCCAAAUUACUACCACUACCAAGUGCAAUUACAUCACAGUUGGACAAAGCGUCCAUCAUAAGAUUAACAACAUCGUAUCUGAAAAUGCGUCAAGUCUUUCCCGAUGGUCUGGGCGAGGCGUGGGGCACUUCACCGGCAAUGCAACGCGGCGCUAUCAAAGAGCUUGGCUCACAUUUGCUGCAAACAUUGGACGGUUUCAUAUUUGUUGUGGCACCGGAUGGCAAAAUUAUGUACAUCUCCGAAACGGCAUCCGUACAGCUGGGACUCAGUCAGGUUGAACUCACCGGCAAUUCCAUAUUUGAAUAUAUACACAACCACGAUCACGAUGAGAUGAACGCUAUACUCUCACUGCAUCCUUAUAUGUACCAAAAUCCGGAUGCAUUUAUUAAUUCAUUACAUCUACCACAGAGCGGCAAUCCACCCACCGGCCAUGCGAACGUCAUCGGCAGUCCGAAUGGCAGCUAUGGCAAUGAUCGUGGUUCGCAUACGAUCGAAUUGCAAAAAUCCUUCUUCCUGCGCAUGAAGUGUGUGCUGGCGAAACGGAACGCUGGACUCACCACAUCUGGUUAUAAGGUUAUUCACUGCUCUGGCUACUUGAAAGCGCGCAUAUUUCCUGACUAUGGCGACGGUCAUGGCGGUUACAUACAAAAUUUGGGCCUUGUAGCUGUCGGUCACUCUCUGCCUUCGUCUGCGAUAACGGAAAUUAAAUUACACACAAACAUGUUUAUGUUUCGGGCGUGUAUGGAUCUGAAAUUAAUAUUUUUAGAUGCGAGGGUAUCCCAACUCACCGGCUAUGAACCGCAAGACCUCAUAGAGAAAACCCUCUAUCAGUACAUACACGUUGCGGACAUUGGAGCCAUGAGCUGCGCCCACCAAACACUGGUAUACAAAGGACAAGUCACCACCAAAUACUAUCGCUUCCUGACGAAGGGCGGCGGCUGGGUCUGGGUGCAGUCGUACGCGACCGUCGUGCACAACACACGCUCCUCGCGCACUCACUGCAUCGUCAGCGUAAAUUAUGUCCUUAGUGAACAAGAGGCCAAAGACUUGAUUCUCAAUGAAAUACAAACGGGUGUGGUUAAGAGCGAGCCAAUCACCGCUUCGGCUGCGUUGACGCCAUCUUUGCAUGCGGCACACGCAGCUGCCGUCGCCACACACCCGGCGCUAAGCAAUGGCAUUGCCGUUGGCAGUACGGCGAGUUGCGCGGCGCUCAGCGUGAGUCCCAAACUGGACGCGUGUUUUGAGAGUGCUGGCGUACAUCUACCACCUAACGUGCUUACACCGGUGUUGACUGGCGGCAGCAGCAGCAGUGGUGGCGGCGGCGCCGGCAACGGCGUAGCGCAUAACAAUAACAACAAUAAUGCCUAUAUGACGGGACAUAUAAUGCACACGCAACUGCCGCAUCAUCAGCACGCGCAUCUGCAUGCACAUCCGAAUGCGCAUGUGCACACACAGCACGCGCAUCAUCUGCAUCACGUGCAUCCGCAUGCGCAUGCUCACGAAGUGCCGCUACCACCGCAAACACAACACGAAAACCUCAACUAUACAACGCUCUUCCCGCCGAUCAACGAUCUCGUGGUCACUUCAUCGACGCUCGGUCACGAAAUGCAAUACCCGGACACAACCACCGGCCCCGGCUACUACGGCGGCAGUGUCGGCACGAACAAUAGCAAUAACAACUCGGGCAGUGAACACUACUACUAUGAGGCGACGCCAUCAGCCACGUCACUCAAUCGACCGUACUCGGCGAAUUCCAAUAGCUGUUCCAGCAGCGCGGAAAGCGAGCGCCAAAUGUCCACCGGAAAUGCAUCGAUAAUAACGGGUAAUUCGCCGCAGACGACGUACAGCGAGUUGAGUCACACAUUUGAAUUGCAUUACUUGUCGGAUAGCAGUUCGCAUCAACAGGCCGCUAUGGCGGGACCACCGACUACACAACAACAACAGCAGCAACCACAACAACAUCACCUACAAUCUAUGGAACAUCAUCAACACGCGCAUCAUCACCAAACACAUCAGCUGCAGCAACAAAACUUGGCGUCCAGUCACAUUGCCACGCUGCAACAGCCAGCGACGCCACAGUCUCAGUCACAACAACAACAACAAAUGGAGCACCAGCAAAUGCAUCAGCAUCAUCAAACAACGCUGGUUGCACAUCAACUACAACAACACGAGCAUGAACAACUACAACAGCAGCAGCAACAACAACAACAGCAUGAGCAUAUUGCGCGCUCAUUCGCCGUGGCCGUGGAGAAGGGCGUCAGCGUGCAGCCACAAUACACCAGCGUCAUUGUUGACCCCCAUCAUCAUUAUAUACCCAACGAUUUUGUACAUUAGCAUUUGCUAGCUGGUACGAUCCACAGGAUCGGUAGCAGUCAAGCACGUAUUGUGCUCUUAUUGGGGGCGCCUUGGGUGUCGUCAUGUUGCUAUGACCUUAUAACGGGUCGCAGCGCAAUGUUGUUGUUAAUUUUAAUAGUUCUAAUUACUGCUAAUUAAAUUGGACUGAGUCACAAAAAUACAUAUAUGUAUAUACAUACAUAACUAUAUAUAAUUUUCGAUUUAAUUUUAUUGCCAAUUUUAUUUAGUCGAAUAUGGUCUGCACUAGCUGUGGAAAAGGCCGCAUAUGCAGUUUUACACCAGAAGAGCUAUGAGAACCCAGCAGGCAUUUUAAUGCGAAUAAAUUGCCAAAAUGGUUUUAUUUAAGGCAAAUUUCAUCAAUUUAAUUAAAUUUUUUUUUUUCCAAAAAGUUAGUGCUCUCACUUUUGCUGUUUAAUAAGUUAAAAAGUUAUUAAAUAUACAUAAAAUGUUAAAAAAAUUUAAACUUAUUAAUUUAAAAUAAUUUGUUUUGAAAAUAAAUUUUGCCGUGUAAUAUAUGCAAAUUUUCAACUAAAAAUAAAUUUUUUUAAUAUCAAAAAAAGUUCACAACCCUACAGAUUAUCCUGUUAAAAUAGUAAGUGCCGUUUUCUCAAUAUCUGAAUAGCAAUCAUCUGCCAGUUAAAUUCUGAUUAACUUAACCAAGACUUCUUUUUACUACCUUUUAUAAGGUGUUAAAUACAGUUAGAAGGCCGGGAAAGCGAUUUUUCCAGAAGUUUUUCUGCGGAAACUUUUAAAAUUAUUGAUCCAAAAAUUUGAACACAUAUUAUGGUAUCUUUUUACUGUAUUUUAAGACUUAGCAUAUGUAAAAAUAUUUAUUUGGAAAAGAGCUACAGCUGAUCUCCGGAAGCUCCUCUCAAAAAGACGUUUUGGGGUGACCAAUAUGAACUAGAUCCUCUGAAAUUAAAAAACCAAACAGAAUUCGUUAAAGUAAUUUUAAAUCUAGUCAUUAAUCGAAAUUAUAUGCAAUAUAAACAUUUUUGACAAAAUUGCGGUUUUCCAAAAAAAAAAAAUCGAUUUUUGACCAAAAUGUCGGCCCCAAAAUUGUUUAUAAAAAAAUAUUUAUCGGUGAGAAAAAAUUGAGUGUAACUUCGAAAAUAUUCACUACGAAAAAUAAAAAUUUUUUGAAAAUUCUUAAUUUCAAAAUAAAAUUUAUCGGCAUUAAAUAUUGAAAAUUUUAUUUAUAAAUGGUUCGAAAGAACAAGUGUGCCGAUCAUAGAUCUAGAGUACUAAAGAUGAUGGCUCUACAAGCUUUAUUUCAAAAACGUAGAAUACGAAUAUUCAAGCGCGAAAACAGUAAAUUUAAAAACAAUUUUUUUGUCUCAAUUGUAGUAUAAACUUAGGAUUAAAAUUUGUAAAAUUUAUUUUUUAUCUUUCGAUUCGUUUCUCAAGUUAACAAUUUAUUUUUAACUUCCUUUGUUCCGGCAUUUGGUAUGAAAAUUUUUUAAAAUUAAAAUUCUCGGUAUUAAAAAAUUAAAAAAAAAAAUAAUAAUUUACAUCAGUUGUGUUUGUAAUGCAAUCCUCAUUAAAUGUAUGUACAUGCAUACAUACAUAUGUAUAUACUUUAGGAGGUUUGCGUAAAAAUUCACUUUACCUAACAAAAUCGUAUCUUUUCCAAAAAUUCUUUAAAGUUCUUUAAAUAUUAUACUUAGUAUAUAUGUUAUAUACAUUUUUGUUAAUUAUAACUGCGUAAGCUGUGUCUACGCCAAUACAGAAGAUAUUUUAUAAAUAUAUUAUAUUAGAUCUCAUAACACUUGUGCGAUGUUUUCAAGGGCUAGUGUGACCAUAUUCACUUAUUUACUUUUAUAUUAAUUGAAUAAAAAAAUAUGAAAAUAUGUAUGUCAACUUGGAAUGCCUUCACUUAGUUUUUAUUAAUUUAUUUAGUAUUUUUUUUUUCUUUUCUGGGCUAUUUAAUUUUACUUAUGUGCUUAAAAGAAUAUUUUAUUUAUUACCCAAAGUUAAGCAAUUGACAAGCCAAAUUGUUUGUGUAUUUUCUUUAAUAUUAAGUAAUAACAAUAUGUAAAUAAAUUUAUUGCUAAAAUAAAAAAAAAAAACAAGCGAGUAAAAUUAACUGUACAAAAAUUGUGAGUACUCCAAUUAUUCGCUUAAUACCGUUAUGGUUUAUCCAUGGCGUAUGUAAAUGUUGUAUGUUGAGAAUACCUAAAGUAUAAAAAAUUUAUUUAAAAAGUGUACGUAAAAUCAAAAUUAUAUAUAGAACUAAAUAAUAGUGAGCAUUAAUGAUCUUCGUAAGCUGUAUUUAUGUACAAUAAACAAGGAAUUCUAAGCCAUUUCAUGCUUGGCGAAAAUCGCUCAGACGAUUAAGCAGCUGAUGAUACUUUGAUUUUUCUAAAUAUUGACAUUAAAGUCGGUUGACAGACUAAUAUAAGAUAUAACUAAAGAAACAUAUAAAUAAAGUGAUAAUUAUUUAUACAAAA